UCAUGCUGCUGCCAGGUCCAGAGUCUCUCAUGGGUCCCUGUACGGCCUCCCAUUGCUGCUGUCUCCAUCGCCACACUCUGCCAUGUGCCACUUUCAGGUCUCCUCACACUGCUGGUGUGUUCCAUUUUUUGUCAUAGGGUGCUGGCAGAUUACGGGCCUCCCAUAGCUGCUGCCAGGCCCCUAAUCUGCCAUGGGCCCCUAUACCGCCUCCUCAUGCUGCUGCCAAGUCCAGAGUCUCUCAUGGGUCCCUGUACGGCCUCCCAUUGCUGCUGUCUCCAUCGCCACACUCUGCCAUGUGCCACUUUCAGGUCUCCUCACACUGCUGGUGUGUGUUCCAUUUUUUGU
Staurois parvus is the source of this 345-nucleotide messenger RNA. The record is from the annotation of a GenBank genome assembly. NCBI's taxonomy places the organism in Eukaryota, Metazoa, Chordata, Amphibia, Anura, Ranidae.